CUAAGCACCGCCCCCUGGAUACGCUGGCAGUGCGGACGCUGGAGAUGUGGAUGAUGUCCGCCUCCUCUCUCUCUCUCUCUCUCUCUCUCUCUCUCUCUCUCUCUCUCUCUCUCUCGCCGCCGUGUGUCGCCGCUGUUUGUUAGGAAGAACGUUAUUCCUGAGCCCCCAUAGACGCAGAAGCCACGCAUUGGGCAGGGCUGAAAAACCGUUUGUCUGCUACACGGGAAAUAAAUACUGAUUAUAUCCGCCUGUGCAGAUAGAAAAGGGGAUGACGUAGGGGCUCAGACCAGAGACAGAGAGCAGAGAUGAGUCUGACAUCCUGGUUCCUGGUGAGUAGUGGUGGCACACGCCACCGUCUGCCCCGUGAGAUGAUUUUUGUGGGCCGUGAUGACUGCGAGCUCAUGCUGCAGUCUCGUAGCGUAGACAAGCAGCACGCCGUGAUUAACUACGAGCCAGCAAGUGAUGAACACAAAGUGAAGGACUUGGGGAGCCUUAAUGGGACAUUUGUGAACGACGUUCGAAUCCAGGAGCAGAUGUACAUCACUCUGAAGAUUGACGAUAAGCUGAGGUUUGGAUAUGAUACCAACUUGUUUACUGUGGUCCGAGGAGAGCUUCAUGUUCCAGAGGAGGCUUUAAAGCAUGAGAAAUUUACCAGUCAGCUUCAGCUGGGGAAGAAGCCAGUCUGUGCAGAGUCACCCAAAACACCCAAAUCUCCAACAGCCAAAGGUGCAGAGAGCAAAGCUGCCGUGCCCGUCCCUGAACCUCCUGCCAAAGUGGUCGAAACCUCCAAGACCGAUGAAAAAAUGACAGGUGAUGUUGCAGCACUGCACAGAGGAACUCCUUUGUAUGGCCAGCCUUCAUGGUGGGGGGACGGCGAUGCCGAUGACGAGAACUCGUUUAAACAGGAGAAUAAAGCAGCAGGGAAAAAACAGGAGACUCCUGGGACAGAUACCAAGGAGACAAAGCGGACAGACAAAGCCAAGGAGAAUGGUGUGAGCGCUGCAGGCCCUGAGCCCAGCUAUUUCGAGAUCCCAAGUAAAGACGGACAGAUGGCAGAGGACAGCAUCCACGAGGUCCCAACCAAGGACACAGAGAUCAGCGCGGCAGCAGCAAAAGCCGCCCAAGCGAACACCUCCUUCACCAUUGAGUUUGACAACACCUCUCCUGGGAAGGUGACCAUCAAAGAUCAUGUAUUACGUCCAAGAUCAAAAAAAUCUCAGCCAGGGAGUAAAGAGCUCAGUAGCCUGCAGGCGGCCAUCAUGGCUUCGGAGAGCAAAGUGGCCGACUGGCUCGCACACAACAAUCCUCCUAUGGUGAGGCGUGAGUCUACAGAGGAAGACAGCAAAAGCAUUAAGAGUGAUGUGCCUGUCCAUCUCAAGAGGCUGAAAGGCAGCAAGCACGAGGACGGCACCCAAAGUGACUCAGAGAACGGCCUCGGUCUGCGUUUUGGUAGCCGCCGCCACGCUGCUCUGGAGGAACGCUUGAAAGCAGCUGGACUCACACAUGCCAAAGUCACCGGGGCAGAGGGCUCGGGCUCCAGCAGCCGCACCGCCUUCACCAUCGAGUUCUUCGACGAGGAGAACCCGCGCAAACGCCGCUCCUAUUCCUUUUCCCAGACUGCACCGCUGUUGGGCGGUAUGCCAGGAGAAGGACUGUGUCCUGCACCACCCUCUCAUCCGAAGGGCACUUCAUCAGCAUUGGCAACGGUGGCACCUACAGCAGCACGGCUGCUGCAGAAGAAGAGGUCAGAGGACAAGACAACGGUCCCUGGAGAUGAGACUCAGAAGCAGGAUGACGAUCAGAGUGACAAAGGCACCUACACCAUCGAACUGGAGAACCACAACCCUGAGGAGGAAGAGGCCCGGCGUUUGAUUGAUAAGGUGUUCGGGGUGGAGAACCUUCAGGAUCCCGGUUGCUCAGUGCAACAGCAACAAAAAACUAAGGACAGUAAAAAGGCCAGCAGCACUAAAGCUGAGAGCCUUUUGGAGGAAUCAGUUGCAGUUGGCAGUCCACACUGGGUUUCUCAGUGGGCCACAUUAGCUGCUAAUCACACAAGGACUGAUCCUGAGGGUUCUGGGGCAGAACCCACACACUUCAUUCAUCAAGAGCGAGAAGCUGAUGCAUUUGAAUCAGGUGUAUCUUUAAGGAGCACAGGCUCUGCCACCUCUAGCCAGGCUGAACGGAAGAGGAGGACACUGCCUCAGCUUCCCACGGAAGAGAAGAGCAGGCUGGGGAAGGUCUCCUCCACCACAGGACUACGCUCUGAGAUUGGCGAGAAGCAAGACACAGAACUCCAAGAAAAACAACACAAAGGAGAUGGUGAAUGUGUUUCCACUCCCAGCAAGAAGGACACUACAAGUAGAAAGACAAACCAGGUGCAGACAACCACCUCAAAGCCUCUUGUGCCUCUUCUGGGAGGGUUAGAGAAGCAGAGCGAGGAGUCUUGCAGGAGGCGUGCCGAGGACAGGAGCAAAGGGAGUGAUAGUGAGCGGAGCGGGAAGCCCCUAGUGCGUCAAGGCAGCUUUACCAUCGAUAAGCCAAGUGCCAAUGUUCCACUUGAGCUUAUCCCACGCAUCAACCAACGACAGUCCGGGGGCCGAGAGCGAAGUGACUCGGCUGGCAGUAUGGACACUGCCACCCUGCUCAAGGAUACCGAGGCUGUUAUGGCCUUUCUUGAGGCCAAACUGCGUGAUGAGAAAAAGCUGGGUCCAUCACCACCCCCUGGCUACCCUUCAGGACGAUCUUUUUCCCCAGAAUUGGAUACUGACGCAACUAAAGCAGCAGGCCGCAAUGAAGUGCCACAGAAGCGCCGUUCUCUCAGCAGUCUACACAGAGAGAAAAGCAACACAAGCUUAGCUGGAAAGAGCACAACCAAUGCACGGGAGAAACUGGAGAGAAAAGCCAAGCCCAAGACCUCAGAUGGCCGCCUCGAUUCCCGUCGCUCUGCCCAUACAAGUCAUUGGGCGCGCCAGCCCUCUAUGGACCUGACAGAUGAUGAACAGACAUCCUCAUUGCCCAUUUCCGACAUACUCUCUGAUGACCAGGAGAACGGACGUAGCCCCUUCACCUUCCCCGAUGACUUGCUGCACUCCAAAAUGGACUCCUCUAAAGCUGCUAAAGCUGGUAAAUCCAGCAGGACACACCAGACCAGCCCUGCCUCUAUGGGCAAGCCUCAGUUGCCUCAGCCUCGGCCCACAAGGGCAUCUCUUCUGAGACGUGCUCGACUUGGAGACACAUCUGACACAGACCUGGCAGAUGCGGACCGGGUGUCAGUUGCAUCCGAAGUGUCCACUACCAGCUCCACAUCCAGGCCACCAUCAGGCAGGAAGGCACCAUCUCGCAUCGACAUGCUGGCACAGCCCAGACGCACUAGGCUUGGGUCCAUGUCGGCGCGAAGCGACUCUGAAGCCACAGUGUCACGUAGCACUACAUCGAGGAUAUCGGCUGAGACGGCUCUGAGACUGGGCUUGCGCCCAACCAACCCAGCUGACAGCAAGCUGAACCCACGCCUUCGGGCAAACAGUGUCUCCAAGCUGACUGACACCAAAACGAAGACCACAGCAUCCAUCUCCAGUGCUCCAGCAGAGAUGUCUCAACCAGACCCGGAAGAAGACCUAGCAGACGAGGAGCCCAUGGCCAGCAGCAGAUGGCGGCGACUUAAUACAGAAUACGGCUCCACUUCCGAAGACGAGUUUGGCUCGAACAGGAACUCGCCCAAAGCCGGGCGUCUGAGGCCAGGCACUGCUUUGCGUACCAGUCGGGUGAACAGCACAGGCACGGUGACAACAAACCCCGGCAGCAUCACCAUCAAACACAGGAUGAGAGAGCAGGAGGAGUACAUCAGAGACUGGACAGCCCACAGUGAAGAGAUCGCCAGGUUAUUCCCCUGUGUGCGCAGGAUCAGUCAGGACCUGGCCAAGGAUCUGGCCAUUCUGGCACGGGAGAUCCAUGACGUAGCCGGCGAGAUCGACUCGGUCAGCUCCUCCGGCACAGCACCAAGCACCACGGUGAGCACGGCGGCCACAACGCCUGGCUCUGCCAUCGACACCAAGGAGGAGUUGGUAGAGCGAGUUUUUGAUGAAAGUUUGAACUUUCGGAAGAUCCCCCCUGUGGUGCAGACCAAGACUCCGGAGAUGAACGGCCGGCCAGUGGAGCUGAGGCCGCGAGCCCCAGACAGUCUGGAUCCCCAGAAUGCACUGCGCAGACGCACAUGGAACCGAGAUGAGGUCAGACCGGCGGUGCUAGACAGCUUGCUGCUGACAUCAGUCUCUCAGCUGUCCUCCAAAAUCCGCCAAUCUGUGGACAAAACGGCAGGCAAAAUCAAGAUUUUGUUUAAGGACAAGGACAGGAACUGGGACGACAUUGAGAGCAAACUGAGCUCAGAGACUGAUUUACCACUCCUCAAAACCACUAACAAGGAAAUCUCAACAAUUCUAACCGAGCUGAAGAGGGUGGAGAAGCAGAUCCAAGCUAUAAAUAUCAUGGUAGACCCGGACGGUACCCUCGACGCGCUUACCAGUCUAGCCCUGGUGAGUCCCACUACACCCAAACCCAAGACCAGCAACGGAGCCUCCAAACCCUCCUCCACUAACUCCCCUAACCGAGAGCUCCCCAGCACGGGACUGAGCCGUCCUCAAGCCAGUGGAGGCUCGAGCGCCAUUACUAACAAAUGAAGGACAGGAACUCUGAGAAUUGAGCAAACCGGACCUCUAAUAGCUAAUUCUCUCUGACCUGAUAGACCUUUACCUGUACAUAUUGUCUGUACCACUUCCUUUCAAGCACUCCAGUGGAAUGUCCAUCUUUCUCCAAGUGAAGUUGAUAAAAGUCACACUUGUUGAUUUGGACAGUGAUAUACAGUGCAGCUACACAAGCACACACACACACACACACACACACACACACACACACACACAGCUUCUGGUGAAGAAGAGGUGAGGAGCCAUUGAUCAGAGGCUUGUAAUGCUGGACUUCUUCCACAUGUCUGAUGUUAGUAUUACCUGCCUGUGCGUUGCUGCACGUGUGUACGCUCCCUUCCAGGCAUGAAGCAAGUGGACUUUGUAAACCAACUUCGACAAAAACGACUCCGAGUGCCUGUCUUCUCCCCUCUGUAAGCAUUCUCUCCUACAAAUAGCAACUCUUUCUUAUAAAGUGACUUUUCUUUCAGAAAUGAGAUGGUUGGUUUAAAAGACUCAACAGAAUUUUAACCGUGAAGGGAAGCUUUGUGAGAAGUGUUAAAUAUCACAAAGCUAAACAUGAACCAGUUUGCCAAAGUAAGUCCAAUCCUGUGCAUACACUCAACAAUUAUAAAUUUCAUCCAACUUUUUUUUUAUUUCUUUUCUUUCUUUUUUUUUUUUUUGAUAAACAAAGUGCAUUUAUGCUAUUAAUAUCAGCAUAGGCCAACUCAGUGAUUUUGGUUCCUGUAAACAGAGCAGUCACUGAAUUACACAAUCCUCAUGCACUGAUUUUUUAUUUAUUUAUUUUUUUAGACUACCAGAUAGGUAGCAAACUUUAUACGUGGUUCAGAUUUCAAUUAGAAAUCAUCGUUUCCUUUUCUCCCCCAUGUCGGAAGUAAGAAAAAAAUGCAGUAUUACACAACGUAUUAGUGAAAUGCAACAGGGUUUAUGUCACAUCUGUAAAGAUCUCUGAGCCUUAAAACAAACAGCCUUUAACACAAGGUUGGUUCACAUUCUGAAUAUGUUACAGUCAGUCAAAUGUGUUAACGUUUUUAAUCUCAAUACUAACGUUCUCUAAUCAGAGUAUGCAAAAUACAGGGAUUCAUACAGACAGUGAGAGUUGGGCAGUUUGUCAGCAUUUUCUCAAAUCUCCACAAGCUCAUUAGUCAUGAUUUGUUUAUGAAGGUAUUCCAGCAUAUGGUGUAGGUGCUGUCUUACUCUUCUGACACCGUGUGCUGCUCGGCCGAAUUCAGGGUCACGGGGAAAGGGUGAGGGACGAGCGUACCCUGCCUUUCACUGUGAAUCUUUGUGUUGUAGAGAGAAAGCGACAGAGAGAGUAGGGCGCUGUCAUUAGGAUCUAAAACAAAUAGUGAAGACUUUUAUUUUGUCGUCGUUGCUGUUGUUGAAAAAUGUUUUAGCCAAGUGCUCACUGUGGAAAAUCUAGUUCCUGGGCAGUUUUAGGAAAGAAAAUCAUAAUGUAGUGUACACAAGUGUCAUUUUAAGGUUCCUGGACUCCUGUAAGUUAAUGUUAUGUGUGUUAAAGGUGAAACAGGGCAUCAAACACCAAAAUCAUAUCUCUACAUCAUACCGCUCUCAUAACACCAUGUAUUUUCAGUGGGACGAUCCUUCUGCCCACUUAAACACACCUUUUCAAAUAGUAGUAUCAUUUAUAAUACUAUUGUACAUGUUUUACAUUUGACAGGGAACAGAAAACAUGCUUGGUACAGUUUUGUUGUUGUUUUGGUUUGUUUUUUUUUUUGGUUUUUUUGGUUUUAUGUUUGUUUCAGUUUACGUUCACAGCUGUAAAAUAUAUUUUUUUGUUCUUUUCAUCAAUUUUGAUAAAUGUGUAUUUAUUUUAUUUUUGUUAAAUGUCUUGAAUAUUUUUUAUUUUAUUUUUAUUUUUUUGCAAUUUUGUUGUUUUUAAUUUUUUUUUUUAUUGGAAUCUUUCCCAUGCUCUCAAUAAAAGAGAAAAUAUUCCUGGACCCUAAUUAAACAUAAUUGUCUGCAUAUAUCCUGCAUUUGAAUAAAGUCUUUGAUGGAAA
Tachysurus fulvidraco (yellow catfish) is the source of this 6715-nucleotide messenger RNA. It is a transcript of the gene cep170aa, whose product is annotated as centrosomal protein 170Aa. Gene Ontology annotation, cellular component: centriole. Gene Ontology annotation, molecular function: protein binding. The transcript has 20 exons. Bases 306 to 4673 code for a protein of 1455 amino acids. The record is from RefSeq and is a predicted model, not a curated record. Lineage: Eukaryota; Metazoa; Chordata; Actinopteri; Siluriformes; Bagridae.